Molecule: messenger RNA, 5002 nt
Organism: Bombina bombina (fire-bellied toad)
Lineage: Eukaryota; Metazoa; Chordata; Amphibia; Anura; Bombinatoridae
Exons: 5
Coding region: 230-3805 (1191 amino acids)
Biological process (GO): regulation of DNA-templated transcription
Source: RefSeq, a predicted model, not a curated record
GAGCAUGGCGGGAGGGGUAGUUCGGUGGGGGAGAGGAGGAGCCGGGCAGGGGAGGCGGAGGGACACGGAGCUGCAGGAGGAGGUAGUUGAUGUCAGGAGGAGCGGUGAGGAGGAGAGACCUCAGAGAGGGAAGGAGGCUGCUCGCUGACAGAAGGGGAGGGAACACUCAGUUCCUGAGGAGGAGCGCGCACUCACACUGGCACCCGCAGGCCCGGUCCCAGCACUCACCAUGGCUGACGCGGCCUCCCAGAUCACGUUUGAUGAUGCAGCGAUUUACUUUAACGAGGAGCAAUGGGGGAAUCUGGAAGACUUUCAGAAAGUUAUCUACAAGGAUCUUAUCAAGGAAAUAUAUGAUACUAUGAUUUAUUUGGGAUACCGUAUACCGAAGCCAGAAAUUGUAUCUCUGAUCGAACGUGGAGAAGAACCUUACAAAUCUAACCCUAAGAAGCAAAGACUCCAGGAAUCCCAACCGGCAGACAAAGCUGCCAAGAAAGAUUUGGAGUCUCCUCCCGCUAUAAAGAGUGAGCCGAGCUCCCCUGUGGCUUGCAACAAUUUACGUCCUGGAGAGAUCUCCUCAUCACAAGAAAAGAACAGCGGUUUGCUGUGCCAAGCGUGCGGUGCUCAUUGUAACAACCAGUGUGAGAGGAGUAUACAAUGGAAUGCGCAGAGAAUGCAGCACAUGGCUCAGAGGGAAGGGACUCAAAGGAAGCAAUAUGUCAACCCUCCACCACCCUAUUUCAACGGGAAUGUAGUAUCCCCUCACUAUGGUGGUGCUCAUGCGACCUCUCUUGCGACCUCUCAUGUGACUUCUCAUGUGACCUCUCAUGUGACCUCUCAUGCAACCUCUCAUGUGACUUCUCAUGUGACCUCUCCUGUGACAAGCUACGCCAAUGUAGGGAUGAUGCCAGUAUCACCGCACUACAGUGGCUAUAAUUCAACCUUCGUAAUGCCUCAGCAGGCUGGUAAUGCUGUGUUUCGCAACUUUAGUCACCAACAGACAGCUCCUCAAGGACCUCCUGGAGUCACCAUGGGAAACCCUGAUCAUGCAAUGAGGAGUAGACAAUGGCCCCAUGAAAACCCUGCCCAACUACUUACAAGGGAUGGAUCAUUCCAGGACAGACGAGGCAUGGCGUCCCCAUGUGUGAAUUGUGGUGCAUUCUGCAACAACCAGUGCGCAAUGCGUUUUCAUUGGGAGCAGCAAAAGAGGCUACAUCAUCAUACACCUCCUGGUGUUCUGGAAGGGAACCAAGCAAACAGAUUUCCUUCUCCUCCAAAUCCAUAUUUUGGUGGAAAUCCUGCUGUGCCCCACUUUGCUAAUGUAAGGCCUGGCCUGAGGCAGCCUUCUCCAAUGAAUGCACAAGCAAACAUGGGAAUGGGGCAGAUAUCCCCACAAUAUGCUGGAUAUCGAAAGCCUGGAGAGCCCAAUUCUCCCAUUAUGAGGCCAGUGAGGCCUGAGAUGAACACAGGGAAUCUAUCUGUACCAGGUGGUGGCACUGGAGGUAAUGCUGUAAAUAUACCUACUAAUAUUUCAAGCCAAGGGAAUAAUUUAGGGACAAGCAAUCGGAAUCAGAGGAGGAAGCAAACAUUAUCCCCAUAUGUUAAUUUUGAGUCCAUGCCCAUGAACCCUGCCAGAGGGAGCCCCAAUACUGUUAAUGAGCAGAGGAUUAGACCACCAAAUCCUGUUGUAACUAGUAGUGAAAGCCAGGUAGAUAAGAGUAAUAUACCUCCCAACAGUGCUAGAAAGCAGGAUUCUUGGCGCUUUGUCAACCAAGGGAAUACCUAUGCAAAGCCUAUUUCACCAGCACAAGCUAAUAAUGGCAAAUCUGGUAAUCCAAGCACAGGAGAAUCCAAUAAAACGCCCACUACAUCGGUUACAUCACCCACCUUUAAUAAUAGUUAUAUAGUCAAGCAUGUGAAGCCAUCAACUGUCAGCAUCCAGGAUGCUGUUCACAUCGGAUCCACCCCAACCUUUAAUGAUGGUCAAGGUCUGAAGCGUGCUGCUCCACCUGCUAUCUCCACCAAUGCUAAGAGAGCAAGCCCCCUGUCAAUUAUUGGUGAGAAUGCAGGAGUAAAGCGUGCCUCUCCCUUAACCAGUACAUGUAAUAGCCAGAGCACUGCUAGUCCUACACCACCUGCAGUAAAAGCUGCAAAUACUUGUACAUCAUCCAUUAUGCUCAGCAAAAGCCAAGAUACUAAAGCUCCACCUCCUGAAACCAAAGAAGGUAGACUUUUUAAACGUGCCACACCUCCAAUCACCAUUAGCAACAUUCGAAGUUCAGGGGUUUUCUUGCCACCUCCAUCCAAGGCUAAGAAAACAGAAAAUAAUAAACCGUCAUCUUCUCCAAUCAUUAUUAUCGAUGACACAGAUACUAAACCAGAAUAUCCUCCUGGUGCAUUGCCUAAUGCUACAAAUAAGGAGGUGAAGAGCUCUGUAGAGGAGACUUGUCCCUCAGCCCCUAUAGUCACUAAUGUCAAAAGUAACCAGAAUACCCCUGUGGCAUCACCAGUUAAUAAACCACAGACGCCAAGUGUGUCCCAGGGUGGUGGUUCUGUGUUGCUUAAUAACCUUCAAGUACAGCAAUCUUCACCCAUUAUCGUCACUGGAAAUACAAAUCUAGGUGGUGCUUCUCUUCCGAUGUCUGUAAAAGGAAAUCAAAGCAUUAUGUUUACGUUCCCGGUUGCGGGUGGUGGCUCUGGGAUCAUGCUAGCUACCCCUGUAAACAGAAUACCAAUAAGCAAGAACGCAAGAGGGGUCCCAAACAAUACUAAAGUUCCCAUAAAUAAAUUCCAAGGGAAUGUGAACACCAACUUUUCUCCUGUGACUGUUACGUCCAUAGUUGGCAACUCCAAUCAUAUCCCUGUGACCAUGCAGUCUGGCCAAGCAAAGCCCAUUGCUGUUAAUGUGAAUCCACAAACAGCCAACGUUGCUGGGAAUCUGAACAUGAAAAAUACGAACAUCAGUGGUGGCACUAUAAACGCAACUCCAGUAUCUACCAGUGGGAAUCAGACUAUGGGACAGACCAUCCCUUUUUUUGUAGAUGCAAAAACGGGCUUAAUCCUUACUGCACCAUCUAUGGCUAUGAAGGAUAACUCUGGUGUAAGGAAUGCUACAGUCGUCACUGUUAAUGGAAGUGUUGUAAAUGGAAAUUUGUCUUUUAGCAACAUAACUCCAGUCAACGUAAAUGGAGGCCUCGCAAUUAGAAAUCCUGCACCUGUCAAUAAUUCUUUGGGGAUCGGGAAUACAACCUUUUUUACCGUUGAUGGGACUCCAGUUACACUUACAGGAAAUACUGCUGCCAUCAACAAUAAAGGAACUUUAAGUAUUAACAGUCCUACAAUUCUUACCAUGAAUGGCAGAAUGGGUAUUGGAAAUGCAGGACAAAUUAAUGCACCUAUAAGCAAUAUCACUCCUGUAGAUGCCAAUGGUUCUUUACGAAAUACACAGACUCCAACAGCCAACAUUAUAGGCUGCAAUGAUAACCAGGGUGCUGGAAUUGUUGUCAGGAAGGUAAAUGAGCCCAGUACAGUUCAUCUGACAUCUUCCAACUCUGGACCUUCACCCCAAGUUGUAGACAGACUUUAUAAAUGUAGCCAGUGUGAAGAAAACUUCACUAGUGUGGACAACUUAAAUGCGCACCAGAAAACUCACAAAGAUAACAACAAAUCAAGAGAGGGAAAUGAUGAACUUGUAUCCAAAAAUUCUGAAACACAAGAUCUUACUGGGGCGGCAGAUAGCGACGCCCCAACUAUUCUAUAUACUACCCAAGGGGAUGAUGGUAGUACAGUGUAUGUAGUUACUGUGUAGUUUGUAUAGUUUAUAUUUUUUUUAUUGACUCCAAAACAUUAAAGCACCUACUUUUUGAAAUAUAUGUACAUUUUUUUAUAACUGCAUUUAAAUGUAAUUUGCCUCUGAUCUUAAAAAUUCUAAACAAAUACUCUUGGGCUUAUUUUAGAAGGAAAAAUUCUUGAGCGAAAUUUUUCAUUAAUGCCGUCCUUGUAUACGAAGGGAUAAUGCGCUCACACAAAACAACCUUUUUUUCUUUGUGGAGUCUUAAUCUUAUUUUGUUGGAUUUGUUUUAAAGGGACACGAAAGGCAAUAUUUUUAUUGUGCAUAGGAAAGGAAAUAUAAAAUAUUUACAAUUUGUGCAUGAAAAAAGAAGACAAAAGCAAUUUUAGUUAUUGAACAAAACAUGCUCAUUGGUUUAUAGGGAAGACUCCUAUGUCAGUAUUGGAAGACAUUUAACAAGCCUCCUCAACUAAAAAUCAGGUUUAUUCAACACUUGGAUAGCCAUUUUCAAGAUAAAAAGUGUUUAGGAUUGCAAAAAUUGCUUUUCAUGUACCUUUAAAUUUGAUAUAUAGGUUUUCAAAAUCUUCUAUCUUCCGCUUAGUGCAUACUGUAGAUGGUCUUUUUUCUGUCAUGCUACUGUAAUCAGGAUUACAUCCAAACUUGGUCAUUCAAAGAGCAGGAAUACCAAUCACCACUCAGGGAUUAGUCUAAAAAUAUUUACUUCUGCUUUUCAAAUACAAAUAUUCUAGAACACACUACAAAAAAAUUAUGUACUGUUUUAUGCCAGGCCUGAUAAAUUUGUAUCACACUUAGGAGCCAGUUGACAAAAAAAAAAAAAAAGAGGAGGCCACAUAUUUAGGAGCCAGGUUGAUGGUUUUGUGUAUAAUUAAAAAAUAUUAAGAUCUGGCCUAAAAUUCUAGAAGCUGACAAACCCUGGGACACAUGGAGUAAAGUCUAAAGGAUAUGGUAUAAAGUGCGCCUUGCUGAUACUGAAACAGUGUGUACUGUUGUAGAUCGAGAUGUUGGCUUAAGUUGUUGUGCCAAUAAUGUCUUGGUUACUAAAAUAUGCUCUUUUUUAUCGAUAUUGGUUAUGCAGGAUGACUAUUUCAGAUGUAAAUGCAGCUGGUUUAUAGUAUGCACGUAAACAUGUUUUUUUAACUAUUUAAUAUGUAAAAUACAGAAUUAUUAGUAAAUAUAACUACAUUGCAGUUUCUA